Messenger RNA from Arabidopsis arenosa, 3334 nucleotides. The record is from the annotation of a GenBank genome assembly. Lineage: Eukaryota; Viridiplantae; Streptophyta; Magnoliopsida; Brassicales; Brassicaceae.
UGAACAAAACAAACCCAGCAAAAAGAAACAAUUCACUAACCUCAGAAAAUGGCUCGUGAUCUUCAAGUUCUUUUGAUCAUAUCUAUAGUUUUGAGCUGUUCUUUUGCUGCUUCUGCGACCGUUGAAGAAGCUAAUGCUCUUUUGAAAUGGAAGUCAACUUUCAAAAACCAGACAAGUUCUUCAAAGCUUUCUUCUUGGGUCAAUCCAAACACAAACAGCUUCUGUACCAGUUGGUAUGGUGUUUCCUGCUUACGCGGGAGCAUUGUACGGUUGAAUCUUACGAAUACCGGUAUCGAAGGUACUUUUGAAGAUUUUCCAUUCUCGUCUCUCCCCAAUCUCACUUAUGUUGAUCUUAGUAUGAACCGUUUCUCUGGAACGAUCUCUCCUUUAUGGGGACGGUUCUCGAAACUCGUGUACUUCGAUUUGUCGAUUAACCAGUUAGUUGGUGAAAUCCCACCUGAGCUUGGUGAUUUGAGUAACUUAGAUACUCUCCAUCUUGUUGAAAACAAGUUAAACGGAUCGAUUCCUUCGGAAAUCGGUCGGUUAACUAAGGUUACGGAGAUAGCUAUGUACGACAAUCUUUUAACCGGACCAAUACCUUCUUCUUUUGGAAACCUUACCAAACUAGUUAACCUCUACCUCUUUAUCAAUUCUCUUUCUGGUUCAAUUCCUUCUGAAAUAGGAAACCUACCCAACCUUAGAGAGCUAUGUCUAGAUAGGAACAACCUUACCGGUAAAAUCCCUUCCAGUUUUGGAAAUUUGAAGAAUGUAACUCUUCUCAAUAUGUUUGAAAAUCAGCUCUCUGGUGAAAUCCCUCCUGAGAUUGGUAAUAUGACCGCUUUAGAUACCCUUAGCCUCCAUACAAAUAAGCUAACCGGUCCAAUACCUUCUACCUUAGGAAAUAUCAAAACACUAGCCAUUCUUCAUCUUUACCUGAAUCAGCUCAGUGGUUCGAUUCCACCGGAACUAGGCGACAUGGAAGCUAUGAUUGAUUUGGAGAUAAGUGAGAACAAACUCACUGGUCCUGUUCCUGAUUCUUUUGGAAAGUUAACCGUGUUGGAAUGGUUAUUCCUCCGUGAUAACCAGCUUUCUGGUCCCAUCCCACCGGGCAUUGCUAACUCUACAGAGCUCACCGUCCUGCAACUCGACACCAACAACUUCACUGGUUUCUUGCCUGAUACUAUCUGUAGAAGUGGCAAGCUUGAGAAUCUUACGCUAGAUGAUAAUCACUUCGAAGGUCCUGUUCCUAAAAGCUUGAGAGAUUGCAAGAGCUUGAUCAGAGUAAGAUUCAAAGGGAACCAUUUCUCUGGAGAUAUUUCUGAGGCUUUCGGAGUUUACCCGACUCUCAACUUCAUUGAUCUCAGCAACAACAACUUUCAUGGGCAACUUUCAGCCAACUGGGAACAAAGUACAAAGCUGGUUGCAUUCAUCCUCUCAAACAACAGCAUCACUGGAGCCAUCCCACCUGAGAUUUGGAACAUGACACAGCUCAGUCAGCUCGAUCUAUCUUUCAACCGCAUCACCGGCGAGUUACCUGAAUCAAUCAGCAAUAUCAACCGUACAUCAAAACUCCAACUCAACGGGAAUCAGCUAUCUGGCAAAAUCCCUUCAGGAAUCAGUCUCUUAACCAAUCUUGAGUAUCUUGAUCUAUCCUCAAACCGAUUCGGGUUCGAGAUCCCUGCAACUCUCAACUCUUUGCAAAGGCUCUAUUACAUGAACCUGAGCAGAAACGACUUGGAUCAAACCAUCCCCGAGGGAUUAACGAAACUGUCUCAGCUACAAAUGCUUGAUCUCAGCUACAAUCAGCUCGACGGAGAGAUCUCAUCACAGUUCAGCUCUUUAAUAAACCUCGAAAGACUCGACCUCUCACACAACAAUCUCUCAGGUCAAAUCCCACCAAGUUUCAAAGAUAUGCUAGCACUAACACACAUCGAUGUAUCACACAACAACCUCCAAGGUCCAAUUCCAGAUAACGCAGCGUUUCGAAACGCAGCUCCAGAUGCAUUUGAAGGUAACAACGCCUUAUGUGGUAAUAACACAGCCUUGAAGCCAUGUUCAAUCACAUCCUCCAAGAAGAAAUCAAACAAAGAUCGAAACCUAAUCAUCUACAUACUCGUUCCAAUCAUCGGAGCAAUCAUAAUCCUCUCCGUUUGCGCCGGAAUCUUCAUCUGCUUCCGUAAAAGAACCAAACAAAUCGAAGAAAACUCAGAUUCAGAAUCCGGAGGAGAAACAUUAUCAAUCUUCAGCUUCGACGGAAAAGUCCGAUACCAAGAAAUCAUCAAAGCAACAGGAGAAUUCGAUUCAAAAUACCUAAUCGGAACCGGAGGACACGGCAAAGUCUACAAAGCAAAGCUACCAAACGCAAUCAUGGCAGUGAAAAAGCUAAACGAAACAACAGACUCAUCAAUCACAAAUCCAUCAACAAAACAAGAGUUUCUCAACGAAAUCAGAGCACUAACCGAGAUCCGUCACCGGAACGUCGUGAAACUCUUCGGAUUCUGCUCGCACCGCCGCAACACGUUUCUGGUUUACGAGUACAUGGAGAGAGGAAGCUUGAGGAAAGUUUUGGAGAAUGAUGAUGAAGCGAAGAAGUUAGAUUGGGGAAAGAGGAUCAAUGUUGUGAAAGGUGUGGCUCAUGCGUUGUCGUAUAUGCAUCAUGAUCGGUUUCCGGCGAUUGUUCACCGUGAUAUUAGUAGCGGGAAUAUUCUUCUCGGUGAGGAUUAUGAAGCGAAGAUCUCUGAUUUUGGUACUGCGAAGCUUCUUAAACCGGAUUCUUCGAAUUGGUCCGCCGUUGCUGGUACUUACGGUUAUGUUGCUCCAGAACUAGCAUACGCGAUGAAAGUGACUGAGAAAUGCGAUGUGUAUAGCUUUGGAGUUCUAACACUUGAAGUGAUCAAAGGAGAGCAUCCGGGAGAUCUAGUUUCAACUCUUUCAUCAUCUCCUCCGGACACAUCUCUGUCAUUGAAAAGCAUUUCCGACCACCGGCUACCGGAACCGACACCGGAGAUUAAAGAGGAGGUCUUAGAGAUUUUGAAAGUUGCACUUAUGUGCUUGCAUUCUGAUCCACAAGCUCGCCCAACAAUGCUCUCAAUCUCCACUGCCUUUUCUUAAGAACUUGUCCCUUCUCUGAGUCUCUCUACCAAGCCAAAAAAUUACACGUUGUAGUGUUUUUUUUAUUAUGGGUUAAUAUUUUUGUUUUAUGGAAUGUUAAUUUGAUGUGAUACUACUCUCUUUUGUUAGAGAUGAAUUAUACAAUAUUCUGUAUCUUUUGUACAUAUUGUAGUGUGUUACUCUCUUUUCUCUCACAUUAUAGAAACAAAAAGUAUGUCGCUUU